This is a messenger RNA of Serendipita indica DSM 11827, 837 nucleotides long. The record is from the annotation of a GenBank genome assembly. Lineage: Eukaryota; Fungi; Basidiomycota; Agaricomycetes; Sebacinales; Serendipitaceae.
AUGCUCGCCGUCUUCUUCGACAUUGACAACUGCCUCUACUCGGCCAGCUCAUCCAUCUCACAGCUCAUGAUGAAGCGCAUCAGAACAUACUUUAUCGAGCUCGGCCACACGGAGGAAGAGGCAGAACGACUGCACAGUGCAUACUAUCGCCAGUACGGCCUCGCUAUUCGCGGACUCGUCAAGCACCACGAGAUCGAUCCCAUGGACUUUAAUGAACGAUGCGACGCCUCUCUCCCUCUCGAGGAUCUCCUCAAGCCAGAUCCAGCCAUCAGGCAGCUCUUAAUGGACAUUGAUCGAUCAAAGGUCAAAGUAUGGGCAGCAACAAACGCAUACAUCUCGCAUGCGGAACGAGUCCUCAAGAUUCUAAACCUGCGAGACUUGAUCGAAGAUAUUGUAUUCUGUGACUACCAAGAUCCAGCCUUCACAUGCAAACCAGAACCAGAAUACUAUGAGAUGGCAAUGACCAAAAUCGGCCUCUCACCAGACGACCCCGCCGACCGUGCAAAGUGCUUCUUCAUCGACGACUCUCUCUCAAACGUGCGCGCCGCAAAGACUAUUGGUUGGGGAUCAUGCGUAUGGUUCCGUGAGCAGCUCUCCCCAGAAGCACGUGCGCACCUCGUCAGCGGCGACGAAGCCGCUACCCAAAGCGCACUCCGAGCCCCAUCGGGAUCAUACGCGGAGCAACUAAAGCAGAGCUUGGAAGCUGGAGACGGUGCAGAGACAGAGGGUGUCGAUGCGGUCAUUUCGAAUUUGCAUCAGUUGCGCAACAUAUGGCCACAGAUAUUCAAGGAUCCAUCAAAUUCAAAUACAACGGAAAGAGAACCAAAGGAAGGGUAA